AUGCAGAAAGCCACCUACUACGACAACGCUGCGGCCGCACUCUUCGGAGGCUACUCCUCGUACCCUGGCAGCAAUGGCUUCGGCUACGACGGUCCCCCUCAACCCCCCUUCCAGGCCGCCACGCACCUGGAGGGUGACUACCAGCGCUCAGCGUGCUCGCUGCAGUCCCUGGGCAACGCCGCCCCGCACGCCAAGAGCAAGGAGCUCAACGGCAGCUGCAUGAGGCCCGGCCUGGCCCCCGAGCCCCUGCCCGCCCCGCCCGGCUCACCCCCGCCCAGCGCUGCACCUACCAGUACCACUAGCAACAGCAGUAACGGGGGUGGCCCCAGCAAAAGCGGCCCCCCCAAGUGCGGUCCCGGCUCCAACUCCACCCUCACCAAACAGAUAUUCCCCUGGAUGAAAGAGUCGAGGCAAACGUCCAAGCUGAAAAACAUCUCCCCUGGCACAGCAGAGGGCUGCGGCGGCGGCGGCGGAGGCAGUGGCGGUGGCGGGGGCGGCGGCGGGGGAGGGGACAAGAGCCCCCCGGGUUCGGCGGCGUCCAAACGGGCGCGGACGGCGUACACUAGCGCGCAGCUGGUGGAGCUGGAGAAGGAGUUCCACUUCAACCGCUACCUGUGCCGGCCGCGCCGCGUGGAGAUGGCCAACCUGCUGAACCUCAGCGAGCGGCAAAUCAAGAUCUGGUUCCAGAACAGGCGCAUGAAGUACAAGAAGGACCAGAAGGCCAAGGGCCUGGCCUCGUCUUCGGGGGGCCCCUCCCCCGCUGGCAGCCCCCCGCAGCCCAUGCAGUCCACGGCCGGCUUCAUGAACGCCUUGCAUUCCAUGACCCCCAGCUACGAGAGCCCGUCCCCGCCCGCCUUCGGCAAAGCCCACCAGAAUGCCUAUGCGCUGCCCUCCAACUACCAGCCCCCCCUCAAAGGCUGCGGCGCCCCUCAGAAGUACCCCCCGACCCCGGCGCCCGAUUAUGAGCCUCAUGUCCUCCAAGCCAACGGGGGCGCCUACGGGACGCCCACCAUGCAGGGCAGCCCGGUGUACGUGGGCGGGGGCGGCUACGCGGAUCCGCUGCCGCCCUCUGCCGGCCCCUCCCUCUACGGCCUCAACCACCUUUCCCACCACCCCUCGGGGAACCUGGACUACAACGGGGCGCCUCCUAUGGCCCCCAGCCAGCAUCACGGACCCUGCGACCCCCACCCCACCUACACAGACCUCGCUUCUCACCAUGCGCCUCCUCCUCAGGGUAGAAUCCAAGAAGCGCCCAAGUUAACACACCUGUGA
Molecule: messenger RNA, 1272 nt
Organism: Globicephala melas (long-finned pilot whale)
Lineage: Eukaryota; Metazoa; Chordata; Mammalia; Artiodactyla; Delphinidae
Gene: HOXB3
Product: homeobox B3
Biological process (GO): embryonic skeletal system morphogenesis; regulation of transcription by RNA polymerase II; anterior/posterior pattern specification
Cellular component (GO): nucleus
Molecular function (GO): DNA-binding transcription factor activity, RNA polymerase II-specific; RNA polymerase II cis-regulatory region sequence-specific DNA binding
Source: RefSeq, a predicted model, not a curated record